AUGCGCGAGGAGGAGGAGGACGAGGAGGAGGAGGAGGGGUGUAGCGUAUCGCGUCGUGACGAGUGCGACACUAAGACACUACGCGGAGGUCGUCUCCCGUUUUCCUCCCGCGUCAAAAAUCUUCAUCCACGCAUCGAUCUCGUCGCGUCGCUCGCCUCGUCCGUCGCGUCGCCCUCCGCGUCUCGCCGACGGUCGUGGAGCGUCUACUCCUUGAGCGGGGGCCCGCCCGGCGCGCCCGGGGGCAGGAACCGAUCGUACCCCUCCUUCGCGAUCCUCUCCGCGGCCUCCUUCGCGCGCCUCUCGCGGACGAUCUUCAGCUUCUCCAUCUCCGCCGCGAGCUCCUUCGCGGACUUCUCCGGGACGUCGUCCUCCUCCUUCUUCCUCGGCGCCCGCGGCGCGCGAUGCGGGUUCAGGAGCGGGUCGUCGUCGUCGUCGUCGUCGCUCUCGCUCUCGGAGCCGGACGCGUCGUCGCCGUCGUCGUCCUCGUCCGAGCUGUUCGGCGGGAGCUCCCCGGGAACGCCGCGCUCUCUGCUCGCGGGCUUCUCGCGCUCGACCUCGUCCUCGGAGUCGUCCUCCUCGGACGAGUCGGAAUCGUCAGCCUUGGACGCGCGCCACUUGCCGCCGAUCUUCGGCUCGUCGCCGCCGCCGCCGCCGCCUCGGCCGCCGCCUCGGCCGCCGCCCUUGCCUUUGUACCCCUUGCCCAUCCUUCGAUCGUCGCGGGUUUGCGGUCCCUGCCUGGUGCUGCGUCGCGCGCGCGGAAAGUCUGGACGAGGGGGAGGGACGACGCUGAUCUGA
Molecule: messenger RNA, 795 nt
Organism: Micromonas pusilla CCMP1545
Lineage: Eukaryota; Viridiplantae; Chlorophyta; Mamiellophyceae; Mamiellales; Mamiellaceae
Exons: 1
Coding region: 1-795 (264 amino acids)
Source: RefSeq, a predicted model, not a curated record